This is a messenger RNA of Colius striatus (speckled mousebird), 543 nucleotides long. RefSeq names its product sodium/potassium transporting ATPase interacting 3 (gene NKAIN3). The transcript is spliced from 5 exons. The record is from RefSeq and is a predicted model, not a curated record. Lineage: Eukaryota; Metazoa; Chordata; Aves; Coliiformes; Coliidae. Gene Ontology annotation, biological process: regulation of sodium ion transport. Bases 1 to 543 code for a protein of 180 amino acids.
AUGGGCUGCUGCACGGGGCGCUGCACGCUGAUCUUCCUCUGCUCGCUGCAGCUGCUGGCAGCAUUAGAGAGACAGAUCUUUGACUUCCUUGGUUUCCAAUGGGCUCCUAUCCUUGGCAAUUUCCUACAAAUAAUAGUUGUCAUUUUGGGUUUGUUUGGAACCAUCCAAUUUAGGCCUCGAUACAUAGUCGUGUACACGGUGUGGACUGCCCUGUGGGUCACCUGGAAUGUUUUCAUUAUCUGCUUCUAUUUGGAAGUAGGCGGACUUUCUAAGGAAACUGAUCUCAUGACCUUUAACAUCUCAAUGCACCGCUCUUGGUGGCGGGAACAUGGGCCUGGCUGCAUACGAAGGGUGGUCCGUCCAUCUACCCCUGGCAUCCUAGAGGAUUACUCCUACGUCUCGGUGACAGGCUGCAUAAUUGAUUUCCAGUACCUAGAGGUCAUUCACAGCGCUAUCCAAAUACUACUCUCCCUGAUUGGAUUUGUGUAUGCCUGUUACGUGAUCAGUAUUUUCAUGGAAGAGGAGGACAGCUGUAAGUACUGA